AUGCAACGCCUUGAGCUAAUCAGCAGCAGCAGCAGCAGCAGCAGAAAAGGCGACUGUUACCACAGCAACGACCGUGACGACCUCGUUCGCUUACUCACAUACGACGUCCUCGGUAUAAUUUUCUCACACUUGUCGUUUCGCGAACGUAUACGGUGCACCCGUGUGUCCAGAAGCUGGCGACUGUUUUUACUGAGCUGGCCCGAUCUUUGGCACACGAUCGCUGAUCGUUAUGUCAACCUCGACACCAACUUGUUACCGUACCUUGCAUAUUUUUCGGCCAAACACGUACGCACGGUUCGCAUACCCGAGUUCAGUCAGCAGUCGGUCCAGUUUUUCAUCAAUCAAUCAUUGGAAGUGCCCUGUCGACCGACAACACUCAUGAGCGUGCAUGAUAUGUUGCUGUUUGCAUGUGACACAUUGACGGAUCUUACAAUCCACUCGGGUGUAGGCGAUAAGCUCUUGGAUACUGUCCUGGACCACUGCCCAAAUCUUAUUAGUUUCCAAUAUUCACACAGUGGUUUUUACAGCUUUCCGCACCGCCAACACCAGCAUCAUCAAGAAACUGGCAGUAAUGGCUUUGAAACAACAGGAAAGCGGUACGCACAGCGACCAGAUUUACUACGACUGGUAUUGGAUAUUCCACUGGAUGAGCAAAGACUCUUAUCCAUUCUGUCGAGCUGUCCAAACUUGCGACAGCUUCAGCUACGCUCAUCUGACAUGCAAUUCGGCUACUUUGACGUUACGUUAAGGUUUAUCCACAGCUAUCAUCGCCAGCUUCAACAUUUGCGCCUUUACGGUGGUAUCGCUGCUGCGCGAUCAUCUUCUUCUUCAUUUCCUCCAUUAUUAUCGUUCCGCCUCAAUCAUCAACACCACGAAAUCACGACACAACGACAAGGUUUACGCGAAUUGUGGCUCAUUGGAACGGACGAAGGAUCCAGCACCCACGUUCUUCCGCUUAUUCAUCAACAUCACACUACACUGACAAGCCUGCAUAUCCAGGGGACACCAUUAACAUCCAAUGCAAUGGCUUGCUUGGCAUCCUAUCGAUACCCAGCACUGACCGGACUGCACAUCCAGUUGACACACUACAGUCCGCUUGCCAGUGAUUUAUGCAGCCUGAUCCGCCAUGCACCCAACUUGACUGACGUUGCCCUGUCCUCCUUUACAGCUACAAACACCGUAUCCGAUCCCGUCUUAGAUGCCUUGCCAUCUGGCAUUCGACAUUUCAAAUUGCUGCAGCGACAGAGUUAUAGCAACAAUAAUCUCACUUCUCAAGCACUGAUCCACUUCCUGCAACGAGCUGGACCCAGUAUCCAAGAAUUUCACUUACCCAAUGUGCAAGCGGUAACUGACAAUGUGCUGGACGUGUUAUCGUCACAACAGCGACACACCUACUCAUUGGAGACGCUGGACGUCCACGGCAACGAGCAGAUAACUAGUGCAGGCAUCCGCCGCCUGAUAGAUAGCCUUGGCGAUAGUUUAAAAUGGAUGAAUUUGGGCCAGUGUCCCUUGAUUACAUUGGAUACUGUGCAAUAUGCUAGAGACAAACUAUCCUCUUCAGCAAAGAUAUACACAUAA
Molecule: messenger RNA, 1578 nt
Organism: Zychaea mexicana
Lineage: Eukaryota; Fungi; Mucoromycota; Mucoromycetes; Mucorales; Lichtheimiaceae
Exons: 2
Coding region: 1-1578 (525 amino acids)
Biological process (GO): SCF-dependent proteasomal ubiquitin-dependent protein catabolic process
Cellular component (GO): SCF ubiquitin ligase complex
Molecular function (GO): protein binding
Source: RefSeq, a predicted model, not a curated record